CAGAGUAACGAAUAAGCUGGGCGCAUUCAUCUGGCACCACACGUGCAUGCCGCUCGUGUGUUUGAUUUUUGUAGAGAGUUUAUUGUCAAUUUUCAUAGAUUGUUUAUGAGAAUCGAUGCGAAAGGUGUAUAAAGAUGGCCAUACAAACGAAUAAGCGGAAAAGAAAGCAUGAAGCUGCAUCCGCAGACCAAGCCGAUGAUGCCGAAAUAGCGGUACCCAAAAAGGUGCAGAAGGAAUCCGACACGCCAAAGCGAAAAUCAAAAAAGGCGAAAGACAAGGAAUGCGAUGAGCAGAGGCAGUCACCGCAGAAUGAAGAACAGCAGGGAGAAGAUAUUGAAAAAACAAAAAAGAAGAAGUGUAAAGAGGCGCAACAGGUAAAUCAACAAGGCGAGGAACCGGAGACAAAAACAAAUCUAAGCAAUGACAGCAAGGAAGAGCCGUCUGAACUUGAAGGAGGCCAAGGCGAAGAAGAAGAGUAUGAAAGAAUGGAUGAAGAUGAGAUCAGUCCCGAUUCGGGGAUAGAGCCCGAAGAGCAACCUAUGCGAUUUCCUAAUGACUUCAAAAUGCUGAAUUUUCGGAGCAAAUUGCUUGGAAAUAAUUUUAUAACAGAGUUGCGGCAUUUUCUGUACAUGUGCCAAAUCCGUCCAAAGAUCGUGGCCAAGUAUAUUGAAAAGCGUGGAAAACCGUUGGAACUAGCCGAAGCAUUCAAUCGCAUCGACAAGAAAAAUGUGCUCCAUUUGGGCUACCUCUGCGAGGCGCUGCAGCGUGUCAUCAUGGAAAUACUCACGAAUCAAAAGGAGCACAUGGAAUCGGCUGCACACGCCGGAAGAUAUUUUCUUAAGGCCCAUGGCCCGCUGCUGGAGUAUCUGUUGCAAUCGGCUCAGAUGAGUCAUCGUCGUAAUGCACUCAAACUGCUGACUGCAAUUGUUUGCGUAGAUGCACAGCUGGGCAGGCAGGUGCUCAACUCCUACGACAUACUCUCCAAUGUGAGGACGAUGGGCGAGAUGCUGUCUCACUCCAGGUAUGAUUACAAAAACGAGGACACUGUGCGUAAAGCAUAUAUACACUUCGUGCUCUCCUUUCUGGUGGAUGGCAAUGUGCUGCUCAUUCGCAACAUUCUUGAUCGAGCUCAUCUGAUUCGAGAGCUUUGCAAGGGUCUCUUCUACGAUGAUCAGGUGACCGUUUGCGUUGUGCUCAACGCUCUGCGUCAAUAUGUACUCGAGAAUCCCAGCAUAUUGAAGACAAAGAAGGUGCAUGUCUUCGAUUUGGAGUGCUGCAAAUAUCUGCGACGCCUCUACGACUGGCAAGGCCCUCAAGGCCUAGUUAGCUGGUACAGUGGACAGAAGAAGGACAAAACAGCAGCAGCAGAGAGCAGUGCGCCGGAGGGACUCGAGGCUGUAGCCGCAGCUGCACAUAAACUGCUCCUGUUGCUCUUCACCUCGCGCAAGCAUGGCAUCUGCUUCGAUGCGAUGUCCAACUAUCGCCAGAAACACAACAAGCUGCAGGGCAAAGUGUUGGGCUCACUUUAUCGUCCGUAUAAUGAUCCGCUCAAGAAGGAGCUGAUUCUCAAGACGCUGCAAGCCUGUCCGGAUCUGGGCAGGCAUACGGUACGGAAUUUCUCCUCGAUUGUAAAUCCUAUGUAUCUGCCACCGACAGAUUUACGAAAUGCAAUCGAUAUGCUGGCCCAGAUCAUUGAAGCCUUGCCACCGAGCUCUCUAUCUGUUGCUCUGGAUAAGAUGACCCUAACUGACUUUACCUAUUGGAUCAAGGAGGUGUGCUUGCCCACCGAGGCUCUGCUGCACAUCGUGAGCAAGAGUAUGCUGAACAGCAAGGAUUUCCCUGUCAGAUUGGCAGUCAAUCGCUUACUGCUGGCCAUGAUGACGCAGUAUAGCAACUACGUGAACGCUGUUACCCUGAGGGAGCAGUCGAAGCGAGCGGGCAACUCGUUGCGUAAAUUUAAGUUCGAGCUGCUAAAUCAUUUGCUAAUCAACUUCCCACCUAUCGAGGGCAUACUGUACUCGCUGUACCUAAGUAUUCAGGACCGAUCGUCAGAAGAUGUAAAUGUGCUGGAUCAUCUGUCGAUCACUCUAGAGCUGAUCCUGAUCAUGUGCAAAGAGAAUCGAGCAUUCGUUAACAAAACGAGUCAAAUUCUUGAUUAUUUGGAUGUCUUGCGUCCGUUGUACGAGACGAACUUCGACGAGGCGGUGGACCAGAGUGCGGAUCAAACUGAACUCUUGAGCAAGGUGGAAAAGAUUAAGCUGGAGCUGAAGUCGAUCAAAACGAUUUUGUUGCUCUUCCCACGCUCGCUGCAUCCGCAGGAGCCGCUGUUCGAGAAGGUGUUCCGGUCGUUCAUCAAGGCCUAUAUGCUGGAAUCCGAUUUGACUAUUAAGACAGAGGCUGGCGAGCUGUUGCACAGUUUGCUCCAGAACACGGGCAUGUUCGACUCGUCGAGCUACGAGAUUGAUAUUUGGCUGGAGGCAUUAAUUGGCUUCGACGGCCAAACUGUGGACAAUGUGACCAGCAUUUUGCUGACCAUCCUCUCACUGGACCUAACAAAGGUGGAGCAGCUGCCCACGCAGAAUGCAGCCGAGGUGGCCAGCAAUGUGGAGAAUCUUCGCAAGCUGUUCAAGCAAAUCGAACAGGGCCAAACAGUCCAGGCGUACGUGGAGACAUUGACACUGAGCAAAAUGAUGCCGCUGCUGUUGCAGGGCGUCGACAUAGAGCCGCCGUACGAUGCCUAUGUGGAGUUGGUCUCUGUGCUGCUCUAUCACUACCACACGAAGCCGGAGCAGGUGCAGCAGCUGUACAGCACACAGCUGUCGGAGCACGAGUCAUACAUGCAGGUCGGACAGCUGUCUAAGCUGCCCGCUGGCAUUGCUAAGCAUUGGCCCCAAUUGGCCCAAUUGCAGCGGGCGGUGCUGAAAUCCUCGAGUGAAUCGUUUGACCAGAUAUUCAAGCCUGACGCUGCGGACAGCGAACACUUCGAGCUACAGUUAGAGGACGGCAGCAAACUGCAGCUGCAGAUAAGUCUGCGUAAUCCACAUCGCAACAUGAUCUACGCCCAUGACUUGCUCUUCUUGCUCUGCCAGCUGGUCGAGAGCAAGCAGCUGAAGGCGAGACAGGCGCAACUGAUAGCUGAAUGCUUGAUUCGCCUGCUGCAAAUAGCCCAGCAGCUGGAUGGCGGGCAGCCAGUGAAGGUGCCCGACGAACUGGUGGAGGAGCAGCAGGAUGAGUCGCACACACAUCGCUUGCUGCACUACAUCUACAGCAUUCGACUGAGUCAACUCCGGGCAACGCACUUGCUCAGCGAGACGAGCGAGACGCAACUCAAUUAUGUGAGCUGCCUGCGUCGGCUGACCGAGCACUGCCGCAGCCUGGACAGGUUUGUCAGCUACACUGGCUACUACAGGCAGCAGCUGGUGGUUGGCUUGGAAAUAGCGCUGAAUGAUCCGAAAGCCGUGAAGUCCGCUGCGCAGCCUGCUCAGCUCUUCGAGUGCGUUGCCCUUGUGGAUGCCUUUGAGCUGAAUGCCAGCGAAUGUGCCGAAAUGUUGCAGCUGCUCACCAGCAAGCUGCAGGCGGAGGACUACCUGUUGCCAACUGGCAAGACGAAUCAUUACUACGAGCUCAUGGUGCGCCUGCUGAGACGGCUGGCUCAGCUGGAGCAGCCCAUCGACUGCAGCCAGUCCAUGCUGCAGCUGCAGAGCUAUUAUGGCGAAUUCUGUGAGCGAGUUCAGCUCGCCGAACAACUAGAGCAGCUGGAGUCAGCGCUGCUGGAGUUCCUGAGCAGUCAGCAUCAUCACCUGGCUGGCUGCAAUGGGCAGUUCUUCAACAGCUUCUUCUCCACCUCAAAUCGUAAGCUAAGCAAGUCAGCCAUCCGACUGGCUUGCCUGCUCCUGGAUCGCAACGCGCUGCUGGCUACGACGUUUGCCCAGCUGCUGCCGGAACAUGUGGAGCAAAAGGAAUUGAUUUACCCACUGCUGGAGGUUGCCUUUAAGCGUGGCUAUCAGCUGGAGCAGUCCGUGCUGCAGCGCUGCUAUCAGAGCUACAAGAAUGGCAUACUCAAGAGCAUCGAGAAGCCGCAAAAGGCGGCACUGAUUUACAGGGAGCACGCAGCGGCGAGUGCUGCGCUCAUAGCGAACUGCAUGCCCAAGUCGGAGUGCCUGGAUUACAGUCAGAAACAGCUGAAAUUCGAUGCGGUUGAGCUCUUCCAAAUGCGAGUCCUCAACGAGAUUUACAAUCAGGCAUUCGCCAGUGGCAAGGAUGCAGUGCAGCAGUCCAAUGUCUUUGUCAGUUAUGUCAACUUGAAUGUGCAAAUGCUGGCGCUUGACCUGAAGAAGCAGAGCGUGCAGCUGGACAAGCUGGAGCAGCUAGCAUUCAAUUGCUACGACUGGUGGCAGCGAUUGCCCCAACUGGAGGAGCAGCAGCUGGACUGGAGCCGCUUGUUGACGGCUUCGCAUUGGCUGAACUUCUGUCGCAGCUGUUUAAAGCAGGCCAUGCACAUGCCAGAGGAGCAGCAUCGCACACCCGAGCAGGACCACACCAAUGGACUGCUGCUCAAGUUGCUGGCCUAUCUGUGCGACCAUCUCUACCCGGACUACGAAGACGAGGCGGGAGAGAGUGCAGAUGCUGGACUGCUGUAUGAGAUGGCCUGCACGCAUUCCUGCUGCUAUGACCAUUUGCUGGGUGAGCUGAGCGAGGUGAAGACGCACUUGCUGCAGCUGCUGGAGACGUUGGCGAGGAAGGCGCCUUCAGCCCUACACAGCGCCCACAUACCCGUCAUCCUGGGCGCCUACCAUGCUCGCUUGACUCCCGCCGAUCGCUACGCCUUGGCACUGUUGGAGCACUAUGAGCGCUUCGAUGUGGACUUGGCGCAGUAUCGUCCGUUUAUCUGGGGCGAGAGUGCCGUGGCUCACUACGCGUUGCGGGCUGCUGACGAGGACGAGCGGGCCAAGCUACAGCAGCAGGAGACGAAUGUGUCGCAGGUGCUGUCCCUGAUUGUGCGCUCCUCCUGCCAAUACACCAUUGAGAACUUUCCCAUCUGGCGGGUGCUGCACGCCAGCAAGCAGUUGCCUGAGCUGGAGUUUGUCAAUCCUGCAAACAAAUCCCAGAGAUUUGGGGAUAAUCUGCUCGAGCAGCGCAUCGAACAGGGUUGCACGCAAUUCGAGCAGCAUGUGCGUCGAUUGUGUCCCAAGCGCGAGGAGAUCUAUGAGCAGUGCUAUGAUCCAGCCUUUAUACUGCCCCUGAUGAUUCACUGUUUUGCGCCGGAGUCAGCGGUGCGGGCCCAGUGGCCCGUCCAGAAUGGAUUGCUCGCCGUCAGCUUUUGUGCCUUGUCGUCCUUGGACAAGGACAUGCGGCUGGCAGCCGCCUGCUGUCAGCAAAGAUAUCGAGCCCACUUCGAGCUAUCCAAGUUCUUUGAGAAGCCCCUGUGGACACAGGCCUACGACAAUAUACAAUCCGGCCUGGGUGAGCUGCGCAACUACUGGCUGGCACAGCGUCGCGUCCACGGUGGAACACCUCGUGUGCCGCUGAUUCCCGUGCUCUUCAUCGCGCACAGCUUCAACAUAAGCACGGAUCCGACGCACUUGCUGUACAAGCGACUCAUGAUGUACUUGCAGCUGAAGCAGAGCUUCAACUUCCAGACUAUACCCGAGUUCAACAUCUUCUUCUACUCCCAGGAGCCGGAGCAUCAGCAGUUCAGAGAGUUCAUUGUGCAGCUGCUGAGCCAUGGCAUCAAAUGCAGCGCUGAUCUCUUCCUGCUGGUGUCCACGAACACGUUUAAGGUGCUGCUCAGCUUCUAUGGCUCCAACCUGGCUACUCUGGACACCAAUCUUCUGCUCCUCUCCGUGUUGUCCACGUGCGUGAAAAUACCUGGCGCUGUGAAGAUCAUGCUGGACCACGUUGGCAUCCUGUCUUGGCUAAUGGGCGCCAUACGCGACGUCCAAUUCCAUCAGUUCGACAUCAUUGAGGGCAUCAUUAGCAUUGUCAACAAUCUCUGGUAUGCCAUGGCCGCCAGCCAGUCCGAGCUGACGGACUAUGCCCAUGUCCAGCUGCGCUUGCUGCACCUGGUGUUGCACCUCUUGCCGCUGCUUUCACCUCGAGUUUCCAUACCCAGUCUGGCCCGUCUGCUCAAUGUGCUGCAGAAGACCACUGCCGCCGCCUCCAGUGGCCAGUAUCGAGCGCUGCCUGGCCAGCAGCUGGACCUGUUGCUCGACUGCGUAUCUCGCCACUGGCCAGAGCACAUAGCAAGCAUCCGUUAUUUGCGCACCUUCGGCGGCUCCUUUGCCUGUUCCCGCUCCGAGUACUGCGAUCAGUUGGCCAAGGAUGAAAAGCUGGACUCGCACUCGGUGCUGGCUUUAUCCAGUCUGCGGCAAUACGUCAGCGACUGGUGGCAGUCGCACAAUCAAUCGGAAGCGCAGCCUGAUGAAGCGAAUCCCCCAGCCUCUUAGUUAAGUCCAAACAACGAUGUUAGAGUGUUAACAAUAAUGUAAUAUUUGCUUUUGAAUACAUAUAAAUACUUUGUACAUUA
Molecule: messenger RNA, 6526 nt
Organism: Drosophila mojavensis
Lineage: Eukaryota; Metazoa; Arthropoda; Insecta; Diptera; Drosophilidae
Exons: 2
Coding region: 135-6446 (2103 amino acids)
Biological process (GO): maturation of 5.8S rRNA from tricistronic rRNA transcript (SSU-rRNA, 5.8S rRNA, LSU-rRNA); maturation of LSU-rRNA from tricistronic rRNA transcript (SSU-rRNA, 5.8S rRNA, LSU-rRNA)
Cellular component (GO): nucleolus
Source: RefSeq, a predicted model, not a curated record